Entelurus aequoreus (snake pipefish) is the source of this 2781-nucleotide messenger RNA. RefSeq names its product translation initiation factor IF-2, mitochondrial-like. NCBI's taxonomy places the organism in Eukaryota, Metazoa, Chordata, Actinopteri, Syngnathiformes, Syngnathidae. The coding region runs from base 115 to 2187 and encodes 690 amino acids. Gene Ontology annotation, molecular function: GTPase activity; translation initiation factor activity; GTP binding. The transcript has 15 exons. The record is from RefSeq and is a predicted model, not a curated record. Gene Ontology annotation, biological process: translational initiation.
UUGUACGCUGCCGCAAAGUGUCAUGGCGGCGUGCAUGUCCGCAAGACGACGGCAGAUGAACUCUCCUUAAAAACGUGGAUUUUGUUUCGACGAAGGUGGAAGUUUCCAGAAGAUAUGAUGAUGAUUUCUUCGUUGGUGCGCCGAGUUGGCCGCCUCGUGCACCCAGCCCUACUUCCGGCUACAAGCCCCGCCCCCCUGUUCACCUGCAGGACGCUGGCCUCCAAGCAGGUCAAAGGUGACAGGAAGGAGCAGAGGCCAAAGGUCAACAGGAACAAACAGGAAGUGGAAAUCUGGCAGAGGAUGACGGUGGAGGCGCUCGCUCGCGCCAUGGACCGAGACUUUGAUCACAUUGUGGAGGCGCUGCUGAAUACGUCGCUGGAUGUGGACUGUCUGGAGCCAGACUCGGUUCUGGACGAGAGGUGGAUCAAAGAGGUGGUGACGCGCUCAGGAAUGAAGUUCCGAUGGGCCAAACUGAGCGAGAGUCAAGAAAGAGAGGACAGAGACGCCGUGCCACGACCUCCGGCGGACCAGAGCAGAAUGGUGCAGCGCCCCCCAGUGGUGACGAUCAUGGGUCACGUGGACCACGGCAAGACCACGCUGCUGGAUAGUCUGAGGAAAAGCCAGAUUGCCGCCAAGGAGGCCGGCGGCAUCACGCAGCACAUCGGAGCCUUCCGAGUGGAGUUGCCCACAGGUGAGAGCAUCACCUUCCUGGACACGCCCGGCCAUGCCGCCUUCUCCGCCAUGAGGGCGCGUGGAGCCCACGCCACAGACAUGGUCAUCCUGGUGGUGGCGGCCGACGACGGCGUGAUGAAACAGACGGUGGAAUCCAUCCAGCACGCCAAGCAAGCCGCAGUUCCCAUCAUCGUGGCGGUCAACAAGUGCGACAAACCUCAGGCCGACCCUCAGAGGGUCAAACUGGAACUCCUGGCUCACGAUGUGGUCUGCGAGGAAUUGGGAGGAGACGUUCAGGCCAUCCACGUCUCCGCCCUCAAGGGGGACAACCUGCAGGCUCUGGUGGAGGCCACGGUGGCCCUGGCAGAGGUGCUGGAGCUGAAGGCGGAGCCUGAUGGCCCGGUGGAGGGCGUGGUCAUCGAGAGUCGCACAGACAAAGGCAAAGGUCCCGCCACGACUGCCAUCGUCCAGCGGGGGGCGCUGAAGCGAGGCUCUAUCCUGGUGGCAGGGAAGACUUGGGCAAAGGUGCGCUACCUGUUUGACGAGAAGGGCCGAGCGGUCAAAGAGGCGGGGCCAAGCAUGGCGGUAGAGGUGAUUGGCUGGAAGGAGCUUCCGUCUGCCGGCGAUUCCAUCUUGGAGGUGGAGUCUGAGCAGCGAGCCAGGGAGGUGGUGGACUGGAGGAACCAAGAGGCGGAGCUUCAGAGGAUGAGGGCGGGGCAAAGCGCCAUCCAGGUGAAACAGAAAGAACACCUGGAUGAGUACAGGAAGCAGAGGGAGGGGCUGGCCCACCUCCACUGGCGCCAGAGGAGCGCCCUCAACUAUCUAAACACCAAGGGCAAGCUGAGGCCCAGCGAGCAGACGUCCCACGCCGACCUCAGCCUGCCGCUCAUCAUCAAAGCUGAUGUGGACGGCUCUUUGGAGGCCAUCUUGAGUAUUGUGGACACCUACGACGCUCAGGACCAGUGUGGACUGGCGGUGGUUCACUCUGGCAUCGGCGACGUCUCCGAAAAUGACCUCAACAUGGCGGUGACUUUUGGAGGCAGCGUGUACGGCUUCAACGUGGCGGCCGGCAAGUCUAUCCAGCAGAUGGCGGCCAGGCAGGGUGUCCCGCUGAGGCUCAACGCCGUCAUCUACCAGCUGGUGGAGCAGCUGAAGGCGGAGCUUAACAGCAAGUUGCCGCCACUCCUACAUCACAACACUGUGGGUGAGGCGGCGGUGCGGGCCGUGUUCCAUGUGACGCUGGGCAAGAAGAAGAUGGCGGUGGCGGGCUGUCGCGUUCACAAAGGUCAGCUCGAUCGCAAGCUCCGCUUCCGUCUGCUUCGAGGCGGAGAGACGCUGUGGGAAGGUUCUCUGGAGGCGUUGAAGCACCACAAAGACGAGGUGGGCGUGGUGAAGGUGGGAAUGGAGUGCGGCCUGUCGCUGGACUCUGACGUGGCGUUCAACGUCGGCGAUGUCAUCCAAUGUUUGGAGGAGCUGGACGUGCCGCAGGUCACCACCUGGGACCCCGGCUUUUGAUCCAUGCAUCACUUCCUGUUUGACAACCUCCAGACCCAAACGCUUCCACUGUUGAAUACACUCACCAGGAGGAGGAGUUCUUACCUGUGGUUGCCUCUUGGGGGGGGCGUGGCCUUCUGUGCGUCAGCAUGCUCUUGGGUUCCAACAGCUUCCUCUGCAGACCAAAACCGCUUCUUGUUCAGAACUGGUUCCCAGUGUAUCGGUUAUUGUUCAGAACUGGUUCCCAGUGUAUCGGUUAUUGUUCAGAACUGGUUCCCAGUGUAUCGGUUAUUGUUCAGAACUGGUUCCCAGUGUAUCCAUUCUCUUUCACAACUGGUUCCCAGUACAUCCAUUCUUGUUCACAAUGUUUUUUUUUCAUCUGAAGGGGGGCCUGACAGAAAAAGUUCGAGAACCACUGCACUAGUGGUACGUACACUGUGGUUUGUGUACCACUAGUGGUACGUACACUGUGGUUUGUGUACCACUAGUGGUACGUACACUGUGGUUUGUGUACCACUAGUGGUACGUACACUGUGGUUUGUGUACCACUAGUGGGUUCCAUCUUAAAACUCAUUUGACCCCUUUUAGACCAGUUGAUCUGCCGUCUUUCUUUUU